Molecule: messenger RNA, 4409 nt
Organism: Triplophysa rosa
Lineage: Eukaryota; Metazoa; Chordata; Actinopteri; Cypriniformes; Nemacheilidae
Gene: pak5
Product: p21 protein (Cdc42/Rac)-activated kinase 5
Exons: 10
Coding region: 1397-3601 (734 amino acids)
Biological process (GO): apoptotic process; regulation of MAPK cascade; protein phosphorylation
Cellular component (GO): cytoplasm
Molecular function (GO): ATP binding; protein serine/threonine kinase activity
Source: RefSeq, a predicted model, not a curated record
UCAUGGUCGCUCCACCUAGGGUCACCAAAAACCUUAGGCACCAAAUAUUUCACAAUACCGGGUCACAUCAGUACGUGUUCUCGCUAGAGAUCGCUUUUACGCGUAAUAGGUUUGGGUAACUCGUAGUAUUAAACGCAUGUGUGUCAUUUAUCUGAUAUUCACAUGCUGAUACAGUGCAGACGUUCAGUGUUUUUGUCGAUAAUUCUCGAGCACGGAACUGUUUGUGUUUGGCGGGUUCCGGUCUGAUGCGCCGCCCUGUUCAUCGUAUUACCAAUUUAAAAAAUAUUCAUUCAAUUCAAUUCAAUUUUAUUUAUAUAGCGCUUUUCACAAUGUGCAUUGUUCCAAAGCAGCUUUACAGGAGCAAAUAAGAAAAACACAGAAAGGUAAAACACAGCACAGUGCAUGGUGUUUAUAGACCAAGCAAGAUCAUUAUAAUAAAUAAUAUCUAAUAAAUAAAUGAAUAAAUAAAUAAAUGACGUGACGUUCCCAAUGGCAUUUAGUUGUAGGUGUAGUCUGAAUAGUAGUCCGAAAAAACUGAAAGCGGAUUCUUUUUGAUGGUUUGCAGGAGCGUUUGUCAUUGGAUAACAUUCUCCAAUGCUGUACUAAUCGCGGGCAUCAUCAUCUCCACACCAAAACGUUCUAAAGCUGAUGAAAAUCACACGACUGUCUUUCCCACGACUCUGUGAUAUGGUGACGAAUCUUUGGUCCGAGUAUGUGUCGUGAGUGCGUUUGCUUUAGUUUGUCCAGGUUGGUGUUCGUAAGAAGGUCCCGGGAUUCACUUUGACUUGCAAACCAAUGUCUAAACAUUCCAGGAGAAACACCCCUCGCUCAGACUGCGUUUCGCAUUCAUCCGCUUGCUAGUGGCACGGAGUGCGCCAUAGCAGCAUAAGACAUCAAUUUUUCUUUCUUUUUAAUUGUUAAUUAAAUAUUAACAAUUAUUAAUUCGUGUUCAUUUUCGUUAGGUAUGUUUACAGAAUAUAGUUGAAAUAAGGAAUAAAUGAAGUCCUCCAGUUCUAAGGUUAGUCAUGAAAUAUUUCUUCUAAUCUGAAAUAAAAUUGUAAAUACAUUUAAGGGACGAAAUGUGGUCGAAUGCUCACAUGCAUUAUAUUUGAAUUUGAGUAGGCUACUGACGUUUGUCCAAACACAAGCCUUCUUCAUAGUAGGAUUAGAAGAUGCGCUUUGACCGGCUCUCGCGCGCUGUGAUUCCCAGCAGCCCGGAUGUAGCUCGCAGUCUCCAGCAUCAAUCCCGGAUCCCGGAGCCGAUGAUGAUGAUAAUAAUAAUAUGGCGCGGAUAACCACGUAACGUUGUUUUUGUCCACAUAACAUUCUCGACAAGUGGAGCGAAUCACCGACAGGACAUGUAAACAGCUAAACGCCGGGAAUCGGUUUUUCCAACAUGUUUGGAAAGAAGAAGAAGAAGCUGGAAAUAUCGGCCCCUUCUAACUUUGAGCACCGCGUUCACACGGGCUUCGAUCCGCACAAGCAGACGUUCACAGGACUGCCACAGCAAUGGCAGAGUCUGUUAGCUGACACUGCCAACCGACCCAAACCCAUGGUGGACCCGUCCUACAUCACACCCAUUCAGCUCGCCCCGAUGAAGAUAUCUCCCAAGAAAGUCCGGUUGGCCGAGUCGCCGUUGCGAAAAACUAUCGUCCGUGGCAGCCGGCCGCCCAAAGACGCCUCCAUCAACGGUCUGCUGGAAGAGUUCGACAACAUCUCUGUGACUCGCUCCAACUCUCUGAGAAAAGAAAGUCCGCCCGGGGUCCAUCAGGCCGGCACCAACAAACUGCUGUCGGCUUCGGCGGUGAACGCGGGCGGUCCGGAGGAGAACGGCUUCACCCCUCACUACGGCCGUUACUCCUGCGAUCUGGACAGCAGCAAGGACUUCUCGCUGGAGCCGCACCGCGACAAAGGCGUCCACGAUGGGGAAUGGGCGGUGGCACGGCACUACCGUUUCUCUCUCAAACACAAUGGUCAUCCCAUCCGGAGUCCCUUCUACCCCGACGCCAUGCCGCAGAAGUCUUCAGACUAUGCCAAGAUGCCUCCGGACUACCACGCCUACCUGGAGAGCCGACGGGAGUACUACCGAGCGUCUCUGGGCGGAUCCAGUCAGGAUUACAGGGAGCAGGCGCUGGGAACGCCGUCUCGGGUAUCCGUCCGCAGCGAGCAGGUGAAUUAUCCCGACGGAGACUGGGGAUACGGAGCGCCUCACAGAGACGAUUACGACAAGAGGCCCAAGUCAUCCUACGUCAGUCAGACGAGUCCCCAGCCGGCCAUUCGGCAGCGCUCCAGGUCGGGUUCUGGCCUGCAGGAGCCCGGUCUGCCAUACGGGAUGGGUGUGUUUAAAAGUGGCGCGCAGGGGCCGUACAGCUCCUACACCUACCCCAGACUCUCAGAGAACACCUCCUCUCUCAUCAUAGGAAAGGGCGAGUACGACAGAGCGUCUCGUGAUGGGAGUCCGCAGGCACCCGGGGUUGAGACGUAUCCACGUGGCCCCUUCAGACUACCUCAGAGCCACGGCAAGCCCGCUUACCCACCCGGUUUCCAGUACCCGCUGCCCUUCCACUACAAACCUUCACCCUAUCACCACCCACCAUCACAGCCCAGCCCACCCUACACCCCGCAGGGCGCUCACUCUCAGCCCUCGUCUCCUUAUAUUCCUCCCGGUGCGUAUCCUCCGCCCAGCUGGGGCUCGGCUUCAGAGCAGCCGCCCUCUCGGGUGUCCCACGAGCAGUUCCGGGCGGCGCUGCAGCUGGUGGUGAACCCGGGCGACCCGCGGGAGUACCUGGACAACUUCCUGAAGAUCGGAGAGGGCUCCACGGGCAUCGUGUGCAUCGCCACCGAGAAGCACAGCGGCAAACAGGUGGCGGUUAAAAAGAUGGACCUGAGGAAACAGCAGCGACGAGAACUUCUCUUCAAUGAGGUGGUUAUCAUGCGAGACUAUCAUCAUGAGAAUGUGGUGGACAUGUAUAACAGUUAUCUGGUGGGUGACGAGCUCUGGGUGGUGAUGGAGUUUUUAGAGGGUGGAGCUUUGACUGAUAUCGUCACUCACACCAGGAUGAAUGAGGAGCAGAUCGCUACGGUGUGUGUGUCUGUGUUGAGAGCUCUGUCAUAUCUGCACACACAGGGUGUGAUCCACAGAGACAUCAAGAGCGAUUCAAUCCUCCUGACCAGUGACGGACGGAUCAAACUCUCAGAUUUUGGCUUCUGCGCUCAAGUGUCUAAAGAUGUUCCUAAGAGAAAGUCUCUGGUGGGGACGCCGUACUGGAUGGCACCUGAGGUCAUCUCCAGAUUACCAUACGGCACUGAGGUGGACAUCUGGUCUCUGGGCAUCAUGGUGAUCGAGAUGGUUGAUGGAGAGCCGCCGUACUUCAAUGAACCUCCACUGCAGGCCAUGAGACGCAUACGCGACAACCUUCCUCCUCGACUCAAAGAGCCACAUAAGGUGUCAUCUGUUCUUCAAGCGUUUCUGGACCUGAUGUUGGUGAGAGAGCCGUCUCAGCGCGCUUCGGCUCAAGACCUCCUGCAGCACCCUUUCCUAAAGAUGUCGGGACCCCCGUCCUGUAUCGUUCCCCUCAUGAGACAUUACAGACUCCGCUGAAGUCCCAGUGACACACAUAACCGCCUCUUGACUUUAAUAGAUGUGAACUACUGUACAGACAGACUCUGGUGUAGAGUAAAACCGUAGGACAGCUGCUCAAUACAUCACAUUACUAAACCACGUCUUAGUUUUGCCCUUUUGUCGUCUCACGCUAACAACAAAAAGAUGUAUUUUAGAGCAAUUGUAAGUUUUACUUGUACAGUUUUGAUAAAGCACAGUAUUUUUGUUGUGAUGUUAACAUGGUGAACUGGACAGUAUUGCAUAGAAUCUGAAGGUUUCUGCAAAAUACAACUCAAUAAAAAGUCUUUCUUACUGUUUAUAUUUCUUUUUCUUUUUUUGAUAUAGUCAUCUGUUGCAGAAAGAUUUGGGAAUAUAUCAUUUUUUAAUCAACAUUUGCCGAUGUUCCUGUAAGCGCGCUGCAGGUCGUGUCAGACGUGUUUUUAUUUCUAAAGUCCAGCUUUAGUUCUCUCAUUUGUGCUCAUGUUUGGAAAGCUGUAUGGAGCGCACCAGAGAUGCAAUAGCAAAACAAGACAUUUCACAUAAAAACAUCUUCACAUUGUAUUUUCAUGAAACCUUGAGCAAUAUUUACAUUUUUGACUCGAUAAUGGAUCACAGUGCGUUUCCUUGUUGAUAUGAGUGUAAACGGCUGACUGUCUCACCUGUGUCUCAGUGCUCACUGUGAUCUGUAAAUAUGAAAGUGUAUUUCUGACAUAACCUGUAGGAUGUACAGAGCUCACGUUGCGUUUGUACAGAGCUAUUGCAUGACUUCUCACUAAAAGCUGAUUUCAAUAAAAAACAAAUAUGUUAA